AGGGAAGGAUCUAGAAUCCCCUCCAUCCAUAUAGUUCUAGAAUAGUCUAUUAGAUAUAAUAGGUGGAAGUGUCUAGAACACUCUCCACCAUAGUAGUUCUAGAAUAAUCCUUGUAAGGCUAUAUAAAGGGGAGGCCCUCAUUUGGCCAAACCAACCUAUGUAACAACCAAAAACCAAGUAUCCAAGAAUUGUAAGCUUUCUCUCAAGUGUAAUACAAAGCUAAUAUUCUCUAAAUCUCUCUUGUGUGUGCAUUCCCCUAGCUCCCUUCCACAAAAGGCUUACUUAGGUGCAAGCAAGGCGUGCUACAAGCAUCUAAGGCCGCACGGUUGGCUUGGAAAGACUGAGGGUUGGUUCAGAAAUUCCAAGGCCGUGACAGUUGGUAUCAGAGCGGGUUACGAAGGCGUCGUGACUUGAGGAAGGAAGGGCACUAUGUCGGGAGUAACUCACACGGAGGAGCACCGCGGAGGGGAGAUUGCUACAAACUUGGGCAAAUGGGCAAUGCGGGUUAAGGAUAUGAAGCCAAGGGAUAACUGCUUCCUUUGCGAUGAGCUACAUUGGGCAAGGGAUUGUCCUAAGAGGAGGAGUCUCAUUGCAAAGCUGGAAGAGCAAGAAAGGGAAGAGCAGGCUUGCACGGGAUCUCUGCAGCUGCUUGAAGCAAAGCCUACUGCAUCAACCCAAGGGGAGAAGGGUUUGAUGUACGUAGAGGGCAAGGUCGAUGGGGAGGCAACCCAAGUCAUGGUCGACAUCGGGGCAUCGCACCACUUCAUCAAUGCGGAAGAGGCCAAGCGGGUUGGUCCGAACCUUGACGGGGGUCAAGGAUUGAUGAAGGUGGAAAACACCAAGGCAAAGUCCGUGGAGGGCCCGGCUCAAGGGGUUGAGCUGCACCUUGGUAAGUGGCGCGAAGAAGUCAAAGACUGUGGCAUGGUGCUGGGACGGUACGUGGGACUUACGCCAAGCACCGUCAUUGUGGAGUCCGCACCAAGGGUGGUGUCUGCGCGGGGCGGGUUUCCCGUGGGUAGGGGAAUGGACAAGCAUGGCGGUAGGCAGGGUAAUGUCCCCCUGACAAGGGCAUCAGGGACUAGCGGUGGUAGCAUGUCAUGUAUCAAGUACAACGUGGCACAGUCAAAACCAAGAAGGAGUAAGUCAAGGAGAAAGACUACGACUUCGAGGAUGGAGACGCGACGAGGGCGUCGCAAGCAUAGGUGGGGGAGAAUGUCACACCCUGUCGAAUCAUCAAGACUGACGCGACGAGGGCGUCGCGAGCAUAGGUGGGGGAGAAUGUCACGCCCCGCCAAAUCACUAAGGCAAGAUAACCUACAAAAGGGAAGUCUCAAGGAGGAAAGGCUAGUGAAAUGGCUUGGAAGCUCCUGGAAGACUUGAGAAAGUAUGAAGGCCAGGAAGGAUGCUAGAGGGUUCUGGAACUCUCUAGAAUGGCUACAAGAAUAAAGGCUAUGGGAGCAUUGCCUAGAAGACUCUAGAAUAAUAUAGAGCUAGUAUAGAGUUAGAAG
Messenger RNA from Camellia sinensis, 1508 nucleotides. The record is from RefSeq and is a predicted model, not a curated record. NCBI's taxonomy places the organism in Eukaryota, Viridiplantae, Streptophyta, Magnoliopsida, Ericales, Theaceae.